Trichophyton benhamiae CBS 112371 is the source of this 1020-nucleotide messenger RNA. RefSeq lists its product as uncharacterized. Bases 1 to 1020 code for a protein of 339 amino acids. The record is from RefSeq and is a predicted model, not a curated record. The transcript has 3 exons. Lineage: Eukaryota; Fungi; Ascomycota; Eurotiomycetes; Onygenales; Arthrodermataceae.
AUGCGUCCAUUCCUUCGCCAGUCCAUGCUUCACGCGCGUCGCCCACAUUGUAAGUUAAAUUUACAGUUUUUCAUAAGGAGUGCAAAUAUUUAUACCCUCCGGAAUACCUCAUGGACAAGCCGUGACCGGGCUCCAGCCGAACGGCCACAGGGUCCCCGGUUUCAUACCCCCUAUACGACACAAAGCCCAGAAAUCUCUCUAGACGAUGAUUUCAUCAGCCCAGAGCAAAGGGAACAAAUAUUCAAUGGAGUGUUCCCUGCUGACUUUUCGGGCGAAGUGAUAUCCUUGAAAACAACAAGACAAGAAUUUCACCACAUAGCAAAGGCAUUUAGAGACUCAACAGACAAUACCACCAUUAGGCACAAACAAGUCUCUGUGCAUGAAUGUUUAGUCAAUUCCGUUUCUCGUCAACUUCAGAAUCUCAUAAAUCUGCAUGAGAUUUCAUUUUACUGUGAUUCAACGAUAUCUGAGGGAAUCCCCGACCCAGACAUUCAGAUGGUCAUAGACACAAAAUCCGGCAUGGAGUCCGUUCUUGCUGUUGAAGUUGGCUUCUCGCAGACCAGUGCCGACCUGGAGAAAAGAGUCAGAUGCCUUAUUGAAAAGACUACAGUCAAGGUCGCUAUGCUUUUUGAUCUCAAGGAGACUCCUAAUUAUAAAAACCCCCUCCGAACGGAAGAAAAUAAAAAAAAAUAUCACGCUGAGAGAAUGGCCCAAUCGGAAAAUCCUACUGCAUUAAUUCGGCAGUACUGCGAAGGAAGGGCUCCCUAUAGCCCCGUGCUCUUAUACGGCGCUCGAUGGACGGGUGAGCUUACUGCCGCUAUGCAGGUAUUUGUUAAGAGCACCUCUACAGGAGAGCCCAUCCCGCGGACACCAAGAAUUUCGGAAGAUGAGGCUUACAAUAAGGAGUUGGUACUGGACUGGGACGAAAUAAGACACCAACUGGAGAGAGCUAGGCGCCGUCUUGCUGCCGAAAGGCACGCAGCGGCUGCCCUUAAGUUAUCUGCUGGUGGAAACCUAUGA